AACCUCUGAAUUGAAAGAUAACAAAAUAUUGUUUGGAAAUUUUUGGAUAUUGAAAAUUUCUGCCUUCUCUUUGGCUCAUACAUUUACAUUUUCGUGCAAUGAAUAAAACAGGAGUGAUUUUCCACCCGAUUAUCAGUUCCAUUCAGAAAAUGGCUCUGUAUGAAACAAAAUCUAAAUACUAUUUGGUUGGAUCUAACAACACUCAAACAAGAUUCCGCGUCUUGAAAAUAGAUAGAAUGGAGGCAAAGGAAUUAGAAAUCUAUGAUGACAAAGUUGAAUACACUCAGGAGGAAAUUCAUAAUUUGAUCUGUAUGAUAGACUCUGGCAAUAGAAGAGCCACAGGAGGUGGAUUUUCAAAGGUCAUAUCAGCUUUUGGUAUAGUUGGUUUUAUUAAAUUUUUGGAAGGCUAUUACAUAAUUCUGAUAACAAAACGUUGCAAAGUUGCUGUUAUAGGUCACCAUGCUAUUUACAAAAUAGAAGACACUACCAUGGUGUACAUUCCCCAUGAAAGUGUUAGACUAUUACAUCCUGAUGAAACAAGAUAUGCCAAGAUGUUCCAAAAUAUUGAUCUAAGAAGUAAUUUUUACUAUAGUUAUAGCUAUGAUUUGACCCAUACUCUUCAACACAAUUUGACCAAUCCGAAAAGGUUUGAGCCAAAUUUAAAUCCUGAAGUGAAAGAUGAUGAUAUUGAUAGCAUAAGCAAUGAUCUUUGCACUUCUGUGGUUUUAUCAAAUUCAGAUGCUAUGGAUACUCAACAUUUUGGUAUCAGGACACAGCCACAUAAAAAGUUUGUUUGGAACAUACAUCUACUAAGUGAUUCUGUGAGGGCUGAGCUACACCCAGAUUGGAUAAUCUACAUAACUCAUGGAUUCAUAGGUCAGUCGAAUAUUAAUAUUUUCGGUAGAUCAAUUUAUGUGACCUUGAUUGCUAGAAGAUCUAGUAGAUAUGCUGGCACAAGGUUUUUGAAAAGAGGAGCCAAUUUCCAAGGGGAUGUGGCAAAUGAGGUGGAAACAGAACAGAUGGUCCAUGAUUCUGGAGUAUCUUCAUUUAGCCAGAGCCAUUUCACUUCAUUUGUCCAAAUGAGAGGAUCUAUACCAGGUCAUUGGAAACAAGAAAUGAGCAAAAUGAUGGCAAAACCAGCAAUCACCAUUGACUUCUAUGAUCCUUUUGCCGAGACGGCAGGCUUACAUUUUAAUGAGCUGCUCAAAAGAUAUGGGGCUCCCAUCAUAAUACUGAACUUAGUCAAGCAGCGGGAACGAAAGAAACAAGAGGGACUUCUCAGCGACGAAUUAAGCUCUGCUGUCAAAUAUCUCAACCAGUUCUUGCCAGUGGAACACCAGAUAAUCUACAAAACAUUCGAUAUGGCCAGAAAAAACAAGGGCACCGCCAAUGUAAUGGACCAUCUGGCGGGUAUAGCGAGAAACUCUGUCAUGAGGGUCGGCAUUUUCCACAACAAGCCCCAGUAUUACAGCCAGAAAACCGCUACCGUGGUGGGGCAGUACAAAAACCACUUUGGUAGUCUCCAGACUGGGAUUGUGAGGACGAAUUGCGUGGAUUGUCUCGACAGGACCAAUACGGCUCAGUUUGCCAUUGGAAAAUGUGUUUUGGGAUUCCAACUAUGUGCUCUGGGUAUCUUGGACACUCCCAACCUGGAAUUCGAUACAGAUUGUGUGAGGAUGUUGGAAUCUUUAUACGAAGACCACGGUGACACUCUCGCUCUCCAAUAUGGAGGCUCCCAACUUGUCCAUCGUAUAAAAACCUACAGAAAAACAGCACCAUGGACCUCGCAGGGUAACGAUAUCAUGCAAACACUGAGCAGAUAUUACAGUAAUACAUUCUCUGAUGCAGAAAAACAAAAUGCUAUAAAUUUGUUCCUCGGUCUGUUCAUACCAGAAGAGGAGAAACCCCAAAUCUGGGACUACACUAAUGACUACUAUUUCCACCACAAACCGAUCAUUUUCAGUCUCAAAUCGAUGACCCAGUGGUGGGACAAUGGUGUCUUGAAAUGUUUGCCGUACGCUUUCAAUGAUUUGACCAAGGCCUGUUCUGAAUUGAUACAGGUCCAUUCUCGCGACGUGGAAAUGAUAGACUCCUACCUCGACUACUACAGGCCGUACGAGCUUGGCGUGCUCGACGACCUCUUCUCGCUCAAAAUCUCGAACUCCAUUCGAGACUUUAUGCCCAGCUUCACCACCAGCUACAGCCCUUUUGCGCUGCGGGUGCGCCCCGUGCGCCGGCGCGAAGAAGGCUCGACGAAGGGGGCCGCCAUGAAGAACCCCUCGGUGACGGGGCAGAGUUCCAGCUGUUCGACAGCUUCCAGUACAAGUUCCAGUUCAGAAAAUGAAUCUUCUGACGAUGAAGAUGGUUCCUAUGCUAAAGUUGCUGAAGGAACAUCUUCCAAAGGAAGUAUUCCAGAACCUUUUACUUUCAAACGUAUGUUUCCUACAAUGAAACAAGUCUACGGUACGGAAUUACAGAGACCCAGUCCUGAAGACAUCCUAACAUAUAAAAAGUAUGUUCUGAUUGGUAAAAAAGCUAGUGGUUCUGCAAAAUCCAUUUUCACCUCUCCUUGUGGGGAAAUGAAGACUGUGGGUGAUAUUCCUAGAGACACUUGCUUCAAGGUAACUCCUCCUAUAGUUUCGCAGGGGUCUAUACAAGUUUAUAAAAAAUAUAUUAGUGUUGGAGAAAAGGGUGGGGUUCGGCCAAGGGCAAGUGAUAUGGAAAUUUAUAGAAAAUAUGCUAGUUUCAAGUGAAGCCAAAUACUAUUAUAAGUAUUAUUAUAUUCUGUGAUAUAUUUUUCAAAUGCUAAUUUUGUUUAGUUCAGAAAAUGUUCUAUUGAAUAGAUAUGCACAUUAUACAGUAUUAAAAAUUUUUUAAUAUAUUCGCAUGUAUUUGUUGUAC
Molecule: messenger RNA, 2901 nt
Organism: Phaedon cochleariae (mustard beetle)
Lineage: Eukaryota; Metazoa; Arthropoda; Insecta; Coleoptera; Chrysomelidae
Source: the annotation of a GenBank genome assembly